AUGGAGCGAAUAUUCAAUGCAAAAAUAGCAGACUUUGGGUUUGCUAAAGAGCUUCCUGGGGAAGAUUCACAUGUAAUUACCAGGACCAUGGGCACCCGUGGUUACAUUGCACCAGAAUAUGCCUUAAUGGGGCACUUGUCUGUGAAGUGUGAUGUGUAUGGAUUUGGUGUGGUGCUUCUUGAAAUACUUACAGGCAUGAGGGCACUUGACAAAAGAAGGCCAACGGGGCAGCAGAACCUGGUUAAAUGGAGCAAGCCCUGUCUCUCUUCCGAAAAAAAGUUGAAAACAAUUAUCGAUGGUAAGAUAGAGGGUCAAUAUUCACCCAAAGCUGCGUUACAAGCAGCACAACUUGCUCUAAAAUGCCUAGAGGGUGAUCCUCAUCAACGUCCUUCAAUGGAAGAAGUUCUUGAGGGAUUGGAAGCCAUUGAAGAUAACCAUUGA
Messenger RNA from Vigna umbellata (rice bean), 441 nucleotides. The record is from RefSeq and is a predicted model, not a curated record. NCBI's taxonomy places the organism in Eukaryota, Viridiplantae, Streptophyta, Magnoliopsida, Fabales, Fabaceae.